GUUUAUUUAUGUAGGUUACUCUUUAGUUUAUGCAUUGAUUGGGUGUUGAGGUGUUUGUUGAGUGUUGAUUUUAACAACGGAGACAGCGUUAUGCUGUUUAUUGUUAUUAAAUUUUAAUUAGUGCGAUAAACAUACAAAGAUGGCACCAAUGCGCGGCGAGCGAGGCGGCUCCCCGGCCCGCGGCGCACGCGCCUCUCUACCUCUACCGCGGCGCCUGAUCCGCCAGAUCGCGAGGCACGUGGCCUCCAGCGGCCGGUCGCUCCGCAGGCUCGAGGUCUCUGGCCGCGUCAUAGACAACUUCGAUGAUAUAGAUGACGGAUCGGAUGAAUCGGAUAUGGAAACGCCGCAACCUGCACGAGUGGCAUGCGCUGGAAACGCCGGCAACCUCCCACCCGCUGACCAUGACGACGAUCUUACAAGCCUCAGCUGGUUACAGGACAGAAAUCUAUUAAGAGGUAUCAAUCUAACUACAAAAAGUGACAUGGAAGACACAAAGAUAAUAAGGAACGAAGUUAUAAUCAAGUUUCCAUACUUCAAGCACGCGCCGCAAGGGUGGAAGAACAGCGUGCGACACAAUCUGUCGUUGAAUAAGUGCUUUCACAAGGUUGCAGCGGCGCCUGGUGUCGGUAAGGGUUCACUGUGGACCGUGGAUCCACAGCACCGCUCCACCUUGCUACAGGCGUUCGGGCGGCAGCCGGUCCCGCCGGCGGAGGCGGAGGGCGAGCACAAGAACGCGCCGGACCCCGCGCUGUUCCCGCACCUGGCGCGGCGCCUGGCCGACGCGCGCCCCGCGCACCCCGCGCACACCCCGCACCCCGCCCGCCCCGCGCGCCCCGCGCCCGGCGCCGACGAGUACCUCGCCGCCGCCACCGUGCUCGCCAUGAAGUACGGGCCCCGGGUCAUGGAUCAGCUGCCGCCCGAGGCGCACCUGGUGAUAUCGCGGUGCGCGCGCGACGAGCACUCGUACAGCGGCGGCGGCGAGGAGCGGCGCACGGCCGAGGCGCUGCUCAACCUCGCCGGCGUCGCCUGCCACGAGCAGCCCGCGCUCAGCUAGCGCGCCCCGGGCACCCCCGCGCGCGCCCCC
Molecule: messenger RNA, 1084 nt
Organism: Zerene cesonia (dogface butterfly)
Lineage: Eukaryota; Metazoa; Arthropoda; Insecta; Lepidoptera; Pieridae
Product: forkhead box protein N3-like
Exons: 8
Coding region: 140-1054 (304 amino acids)
Biological process (GO): regulation of DNA-templated transcription
Cellular component (GO): nucleus
Molecular function (GO): DNA-binding transcription factor activity; cis-regulatory region sequence-specific DNA binding
Source: RefSeq, a predicted model, not a curated record